GGCUAGCGCGCGGGGCAGGUCCCGACAGCGGGUGCGGGUGGCCGCGCCCCCCUACCCGUCCGCAUGGAGUCGGGGGGUCGCCGCGGCCUGGCCUCGGCGGGGGGGCCGGUCUCGGCGACCCCGAUGCUAAGGCAGGAUUCGGGGACCGGGGCUGAGGCGCGGGCUCGCGGCCCCGGUGCCGUCGGAGCCCGUCGCUUCCUGCUCUGUCUUUACCUGGUGGGCUUCUUGGAUUUGUUUGGUGUCAGCAUGGUCGUCCCUUUAUUGAGCCUUCAUGUCAAGUCUCUUGGAGCAAGUCCAACAGUUGCUGGAAUAGUAGGCUCCUCCUAUGGCAUUUUGCAGCUCUUUUCCAGCACACUGGUGGGCUGCUGGAGUGACGUGGUUGGAAAACGGUCUUCCUUGCUGGUGUGCAUUCUGUUCAGCGCCCUGGGUUAUCUGAUUCUUGGAGCAUCCACCAGUGUGUUCCUGUUUGCCCUUGCUAGAGUCCCUGUAGGUAUUUUUAAACAUACCCUCUCCAUUUCAAGGGCUCUGCUUUCUGAUCUGGUUGCAGAGAAAGAACGGCCCCUAGUAAUUGGACAAUUCAACGCAGCAUCUAGUGUGGGCUUCAUCUUGGGCCCCAUGGUUGGUGGAUAUCUUACUGAGCUAGAUGGUGGAUUUUAUCUGACAGCCUUCAUCUGUUUUUCUGUCUUCAUUCUCAAUGCUGGUCUGGUUUGGCUGUUUCCCUGGUGUGAAGCGAAGCUCUCCGGUGCAGAGAAGGGCCUGCCAGCGAGGAAGGACUCUGCACCCUGGGGGAGGACGGACGGGCACGGGCAGGGAGCAGCCACCCCCCGCCAGCGCACGGCCAGCGCCAGGCCUGCCAGGCCGCCGUGGCUGGAGGUCGCAUCCACGCUGCGCGACAUGAAGAGCCUCGUAUUUUCCGAGAUGUGGGACCUCUUCGCGGUGCGCUUGCUGAUGGCCGUGGCGGUCAUGCUGUACUACAGUAACUUUGUGCUGGCCCUGGAGGAGCGCUUCGGGGUGCGGCCGCGGGCGGCGGGCUACCUCAUCAGCUACAGCGGCGCGCUGGGCGCCCUGGCCGGCCUGGCGCUGCGGCCCCUGCUGCGGCUGUACCGGCACGACGGCCGCGCCAUCCUGAUGCACUCGAGCGCGCUCACCUGCCUGCUGCUGGGGCUGCACGCCGCCGCCCGCUCCGUGGCCGUGGCCGUGCUCUGCUCCUCGCUGCUGGCCGUGUCCACCGCCGUGGGCAGGACCUGCAUCACCGACCUGCAGCUGGCGGCGGGCGGGGCGCGGGCCAGCGGCGCGGUCAUCGGCGUGGGGCAGUCGGUGACGGCCGUGGGCCGGAUCAUCGCCCCGCUCCUGUCGGGGCUCGCGCAGGAGGUGAGCCCGUGCGGGCCCCCCAGCCUGGGGGCUGUGCUGGCCCUCGUGGCGAUUUUCCUCAUGUCCCUCAACAGAGCCCGCUAUGGCGGCGGCGGCGGCGGUGGUGGCGGUGGUGGGAGUGACCGAUUAAAACGUGCGUAGCGUGGAACUGGAUGGAGGAUACCAACUCUGAGGCCGGGAAGGGUGGUUUCCCAGCGGGUGUGCUUCGGGGGCAGACGCCCAGGGCUGAGCAGAAGUCAGAGCCUUGUCAAAGGGGAAGGUAUUAUUAAACCGUAUGUACAAGUCUCGUCUUCGAACCGGCCAGUGGGGUUAAAGCUUUCCAGGGGGGAUCCCUACCAGCUUCAGGACAGGAAGAGGGUGGUGGGAUUACAGAAGGUGAUGUGCUCCCCUGCUAAGUAAAAAAUAGGGUAAGCCAUUAAUAACAUGACCGGCUGGGUUCAUGUCACCUUGGAUAAGUAAGCUGAGAGGGGGGUUUUCUGCUAUCAGAAUCCUAGAGAUUAAAUAAGCUACUUUAUUGAAAUUAGCCUGUCCCUUCCUCAAGUUAUAACAAGGUUCCACCUGGGAAGCUGCGGGAAAAUCACAUGGCUGGCCUCACCCCCAGACAUUGAUUCUGCGGGCCCUGGGGAGGCCCAGAAACCUGUCCUUAAUAAGCAAUACUGCACUUUCUCAUGGAGGCAGAAAAAGGGUCGUUUGGAGACAUACUGGUUUUGAGUCAAGUCAAAGCCAGAGACUUGGUUGUGUUUAUUGAUAGCUAACUCAGUUUGAACUAUUAAGAUUAUGUGAUCCCAGUGUGUUACCUUCUCCCCAGCUCUUGGCAGUCAUGCUCCAUAGUAGGAGAAACAGGUUCAUGGAGCCUGUCCCUUGUGUCCACUGCCUUGGAGGUCCCAUGCUCUGCAGAGAGCUGAGGUUGUCCGUCUGGCUAGUUCUCCCUGGAUAUCAGGCAUGAACUGCUUCCAGAAGCCGAUGCUCUGUUGGGCUGCAUCGAUUGGAUGAUGGUAGAGCCCAGUGGAAAAGACAAAGCACAGGAAUGCCUUUAAGAUGAACGUCUCGUGCAGUGUAGGAGAGUCUGGUGUCAUGACUCAUCAGACGGACUUAACUCUACGGCGUCUUAUGUUGAAAGUCAUUUCUUUUCUCUCAUUUUAAUAUCCUACCUGAGAAUGAAAGAGCUACACUGAUCUACAGGGAAAAUGCCUUUUCCUAGGCCUAGGCUAAACGGUCAUUCCCAGGGUCCAGCUGAGAGGCUCAGAGUGAGGGUUAGCAAACUCAAAGGGAAGCAUCUGUGUGGUUCUUGCUACUUGGAUGAUGUCACCUAUUAAUAAUUAUAUUGGAGCUCCCCCCUCUUCUCCCCAUGCAAACUACCGAAGUUCACAUUCCUUUCAUUCUUUUUGAUUGGUCCACUAGGAAAUUAUUCGUUCUCAACCUAACACAUGUAUAAUUAUAAAUGUAUUGUAUGUAAAGCAGAAAAAAAAAAUGUUUCUCUAGUUUUUGAAGUUGUGUAUGGGGUAAACUCAAAUAUUUAUGAUAAAGAAUUAAUGGGAUGUUUGAAGAUUGUCCUUUCUCCUAUCCAGCUACAAGGAAAAUAUUAACUUUUUAUUAAGUGUUGUAAUUGUGAACUUUUAUACAAGCGCUAAGCGCUUUUGAGGAAAGCAAAAUAUAAUAUAAAACGGCAUGGCCCAUAAGGAGCACACCAAAUCGUCAUAGAGGUUAUACUCAAAGGACAAGAAGUAAUCAAGGGUUUAUGCAAUGAAGUAGAAUUUCUCCAAAGAUUAUCUUUUCUGUGAACUCAGAAACAGCCAAGUUUCUUAGACAUUCUUUAAUGUAGUCAUUAUUAAAUUUUUGAAAUCCUAGCACUUUAUUUUUGAAGUUAAAUAAAGCCUAUAAAUUUAUUAAGGCUUUACAGUUAAUCAGAUACAUGGAAAUACUGAAAACCAGGGUUGAUCUUCAUAUAGAGAGUAGAGAAACAUUUUUGUUAUUCUCCACACUCAUGUGGGUUUUUUAAAGAUAAAUAUUAUACAGGCAUACCUCAUUCUAUGGCACUUCAUUUUAUUGUGCAUCACAGAUACUGCGUUUUUUUACCAAUUGAAGGUUCGUGGCAACCGUGUGUUGAGUUUAUCAGCACCAUUUUUCCACCAGCAUUUGCUCACUUUGGGUCUGUCACAUUUUGGUAAUUCUCACAGUAUUUCAAACUUUUUCAUUAUAUUUGGUAUGGUGAUGUGUGAUCAGUGAUCUUUGAUGUUACUGUUGUAAUUGUUUUGGGGUGCCAUGAACCGUGCCCAUAUAAGGGGGUGAAUUUAAUCGAUAAAUGUACGUGUUCCAACGGCUUCACCACCUGGCUCGUCACCUGUCUUUUGCCCUCUCCUCGGGCCUCCCUAUUUCUUGAGUCGCAACAAUAUUGAAUAUUGAAAUCAGGCCAAUUAACAACCCUAAGGUGGCCUUAAGGUGAAAGGAAGUGUCAGCCGAUGUGGCAAACUUCCUCGCUGUCUUACUUUAAAAAAUUGCCACAGGCCAUCCCAGCCUUCAGCAACCACCACCCUGCUCAAGAUUGAGAAAAGACCCCCCACCAGCACAAAGAUUGCCACUUGCUGAAAACUCAGAUGAUGGUUGGCAUUUUUUAGCAAUGAAGUCUUUUUAAUUAAGGUAUGUACAUUGUUUUUUAGACAUAAUGCUACUGUAAAUUUAAUAGGCUACAGUAUAGUAUAAACAUAAUUUUUUUUUUAAAGAUUUUAUUUAUUUUUUUGACAGAGAGAGACACAGCGAGAGAGGGAACACAAACGGGGAGUGGGAGAGGGAGAAGCAGGCUUCCUGCAGAGCAGGGAGCCCGAUGCAGGGCUCGAUCCCAGGACCCUGGGAUCAUGACCUGAGCCGAAGGCAGACGCUUAACCAACUGAGCCACUUAGGUGCCCCUAAACAUAAUUUUUUAUGUACGCUGGGAAACCAAAAAAUUCAUUUGACUCACUUUAUUACAAUAUGUACUUUAUUGUGGUGGUCAGGAACCAAGCCCACAAUAUCUCUGAUGUGUGCCUGUAGUUCCUCUUAAAAAGUCUGAUGUGUGAAUAUUCAGAAAUGUGUUCCAGAACCAGCAGCAUCCACAUUCCCCUGGAGCUUAUUAAACAUGCAGACACUUACACCCCAGCCCGGACCUGCUGGGAACCAUUCUCACAAGAUUCCCACCUGCUCUGUGUGCACAGUAAAUUUUGAAAACCACUGGUCUGUAGACAGUAUUUAUAUAAUUUAUGGAAUAUGAUCUCAGGGAAAUUAAAUCUGCUCAACUAAA
Molecule: messenger RNA, 4645 nt
Organism: Mirounga angustirostris (Northern elephant seal)
Lineage: Eukaryota; Metazoa; Chordata; Mammalia; Carnivora; Phocidae
Gene: SLC67A2
Product: major facilitator superfamily domain containing 9
Exons: 6
Coding region: 64-1512 (482 amino acids)
Biological process (GO): transmembrane transport
Molecular function (GO): transmembrane transporter activity
Source: RefSeq, a predicted model, not a curated record